Messenger RNA from Chlamydomonas reinhardtii, 3356 nucleotides. RefSeq lists its product as uncharacterized. Bases 93 to 3089 code for a protein of 998 amino acids. The record is from RefSeq and is a predicted model, not a curated record. Lineage: Eukaryota; Viridiplantae; Chlorophyta; Chlorophyceae; Chlamydomonadales; Chlamydomonadaceae. Gene Ontology annotation, biological process: error-prone translesion synthesis; response to radiation. Gene Ontology annotation, cellular component: nucleus; replication fork; site of double-strand break. The transcript has 13 exons. Gene Ontology annotation, molecular function: DNA-directed DNA polymerase activity; damaged DNA binding.
AAUGCUGCACAUUCUCUUAAUAUUUUUGCUAUGAUGUGUAUCCAGUCAUACGUGUUGCCUUGAGGUCGGGCAAAAGCCCUGCGAACCUUGCGAUGUCGGAGCAAAGGCGCGUUAUCAUCCAUAUCGACCUUGAUUGCUUCUACUGCCAAGUUGAGCAGAAGCGGCUGGGCAUCCCGCGCGAGCAGCCGGUGGCGGUGCAGCAGUGGGAUGGCCUCAUCGCCAUCAACUACGCGGCACGGGCGGCGGGCGUGACGCGGCACAUGCGCGUGCGGGAGGCCAAGAAGCUGUGUCCGCAGCUGCGGCUGGUGCACGUGGAGACCAUCAGUGCGGGCGACGGCGAGUCGGGCUCGCCUGUCAAGGUCUCCGACGGUCCCGCGGGCGGCGGCGGCGGCGGCGGCGGCAAUGGCUCAUUCCGCCGCAGCGAGGCCAAGGCCAGCUUGGCACCGUACCGCGAGGCUUCGGGCCAGAUCAUGGCGUUGCUGGGCAGCAUGCUCCGCCCGUCCGCUGCUGCUACAGCUGCUACAGCCGCCGGCGGUGGUGCUGCUACAGCCACGGGGCCAGUGUCCGGUGGUGGCUGCCUGCUGGAGAAGGCGUCAGUGGAUGAGGCGUUCCUGGACGUUUCGCCGCUGGUGGAUGAUGAACUACGUCGGCUGGAGGCGGAGGCGGACUGUGGCGGCGGCGGCGGCAGCGGCGGACACACACCGGCUGAUGCUACUGCUGCCGCAGCUGCUACUGCGGCCGGCAGCCCCGUGCUCCUGCCCCCCGGGGCUGAGGAGCUGGAGCAGCACGGGCAGCAGGACGGCUGGGGCCGCGAGGAGGAGGAGGAGGCGGCGGGGACGGGCGGCGGGGUUGGGGGCGGCGAGGGGGAGGGGGCGGCCGGGCGACUGUCGGGGGCGCUGCUGGCGGCGGCGCGGCAGGUGGCGGCGGCGAGCGUGGUGGUGGGCGGGCCGCCGCAGCUGAUGCAAGAGACCGACCGACGUCUGGUGGUGGGUGGGCUCAUUGCGCAGCGGCUGCGGCGGGCAGUGUACGAGCAACUUGGCUUCACCUGCUCCGCCGGCGUGUCUGUGAACAAGCUGCUGGCCAAGGUGGGCAGCGCGCGCAACAAGCCCGACAAGCAGACGCUGGUGCUGCCGCGCGGCGUGCAGGACAUGCUCACGGACCUGCCUCUGGGCAAGCUGCGCGGUCUGGGCGGCAAGCUGGGCGCGGCGCUGGAGGGCCAGCUCGGCGCGGCCACUGCGGGGCAGGCGGCAGCGCUGCCGCUGGAGGCCUUGCAGCGGGUGUUGGGCGAGCGCAGCGGGCUGUGGGUGUGGCAGGUGGUGCGCGGGCAGUGCUCCGAGCCCGUCACGCCCAAGGACAAGCCCAAGUCGCUUCUGAGCUGCAAGUCCUUUGAGCCCACCUCCGCGCCCGCCGAGCUGCAGCGCUGGCUGCUCAUCCUGGCGGAGGAGCUGGUGGGGCGCUGCGCCGCAGACGAGGCCGCACACAGGCGCCGGGCGCGCACACUGGUGCUGUACUACCGCGGGCCCAGCCCUCGUGAGCGCAGUGUGCGCUGCGCCUUCCCGCCGCACGGCCGCGAGGGGCCCAGUGCCGCAGCCAUCGCCAAGGCAGCGCUGGACCUGCUCAGGCGCCAGCCGGACGCGGUGCCGUGCAGCCGCCUCGCCAUCGCCGCCACCGAGUUCGACGACCCGCCCGCCGCGGGCGCAGCAGCCAUCACCCGCUUCUUCCAACAGCCGGGGCAGCACGCGCAGCAGACGCAGCAGGCGCAGGAGCAACUAGCGCAGAAGCGGGAGCCGGAGCGACACCCCAAGGGCUCUGGGCAGACGAAAGGCCAGCCGCCGGCGCGUGACCUCCGGACGCUUUUUGCUGCGCCGCCGUCGCUGCCGCCACCGGCACUGGUAGCGGCGCACGCUCCCACAGCGGCUGUAGCUAGGACUGCUACUGUAGUGUUGGCGGCGGCGGCGGCUCCUUCCGUGGAGGACGCCGAGAAGCUUCAAGACCUGGGUUGUGACAGCGGCGAGGAGCGGGACGGCAGGAGCGGGAUGGGCUGGUCUCCUGGUGGCGGUGGCGUGGACGCCUGGAGCGAGGGGGAGGCGGAGGGGGAGGGGCUGGGAGGGGAUGGGCUGGGUGCCUACGGCGGACAGCACAGCCACGACCACCCGGCUAAGCGGCGGCGCACUGCAGGUGGCUGGGAGGCGGUGCGCGGGCGGGUGCCGCCGCCGGGCGCCGCAGCAGCAGCAGGGCUGCCUGCGCAGCAGCAUGACGCGCAGGAGCAGCAAGGCACGCAGCAGCAGCAGCUGCAGCAGCAGGCCUCCCUGCCGGACGGCUCGCAGCAGCAGGCACUGCCGGCAUCGCUCGCCGCGUGGCUGCCCAGCAUGUCGCAGCACCAGCACCACCAACAACAGCAGCAGCAACACCAUACCCAGCAGCAGCAGCAGCAGCACCACCACCACCACCAUACACAGCCGCACCACACACAGCACCAGCACACACAGAGCGAGGGCCAGUCGGGGCGGCAGGCGGACCCACAGGCACAGCACACAGGGCAGAGGGCAGCGGACGCGAGUGGCCGGGCGCUGUCGGCGUUCCAAUCACGACACACGUUCGCAGCGCCCCCAGACUUGGAUCCGGGGGGGCUGGUGGCUCCGUCGGAUACCGGCGGCCGGCAGGAAGAGGCACUGGAUUCAGAUUCGGAUCCAGUGGGUGAUGGGGUGGCGGCGCCGCCGCCGCAAGGCCCGGUUCUAGUCGCAGGCGCCCUGGAUCAAGGUUUUGGCAAUGUGGAUCUUGAGGAGCAGCGGCGGAUCCUGCACGAGAUCGAGUUGGCGCGGCUGCGGGCGCUGCCUAGCAAGCACGCCAAUGCGGGGAGGGCGGCGGCAGGCGGAGGGGGGAGGGGCGGCUCAGCGACUGGUGGUGGUGGUACGAGUGGCGGUGGGAGGGGCAGGGGCAGGGGGGCCGGCAAGGCGCACGGCCGAGGGGCGGGCGCGGCGCAGGCAGGCGGCGGUGCUAGGGUUGCGGGCAAGGGGCAAAUGCGGCUGACGGCGUUGCUUCAGCCGGGGCGGGGCCAGCAGCAGCAGCUGCAGCAGGGUAAGCGGUGAUGCUGGCACGCUAGGCCAGCUUGGGGACGUGUGAAGGCCGGUUGGCUGGCUGUGGAGGUAGGCAAGACGGGUUAUGAAACGCAAACCGGAGGGCGCGCCACGUAGCAGUUGAGCCACGGCAUAGGUUGGGAGUUGUGUUGCGUUGCAUCGUUUAGGAGGAGCUGUGCGUGCCGUUGCACCGGCCGCACCCAGGGUGACGGCGGACCCAAGCUGCAACCGCAUGCGCACCCAGUGCGUGUAGCCAUCCAAAUGACCCAUUACCUUUGG